AGCCUAUGUGCCCAAAUUUAGUCAUUAGUAGCCAAUUAAAGACUUGUUCUCUGCACUUAUAUUCUUGUUAAGUUGAAUAGCUGGGGGUUGUGAGGGAUUUGAAAAUGGUGAGCAAUAGGAUUGUAGCCAAAUUUUGGUUGAAAUAUACUCUCUUGCCCUUUGCAAUGAUUAUUCUACUGCAUAAAUGCCAAUCGAUAACAGUUGACAAGGGAGACACCCUUGCAGUGGGGACUGCCCUCGCUGGAAAUCGGACUCUGGUCUCAAAGAAUGGCACGUUUGCAUUAGGAUUUUUCAAUGCCAACGGUACCAAUAAUUGGUAUGUUGGCAUCUGGUAUGCCAAAGUAUCCGAUAAGACUAUUGUUUGGGUGGCUAACAGGGAAAAUCCUGUGAGAAACAUGCCCGGCGUUUUAAAUUUAUCGAGAGAUGGUUAUCUCCAACUGUUUGAUUUACGAGGACGAUCAAUUUGGUCAUCCAACAACAGCUUGAAGGCGUCCCAGGCAUCGCUGUUGGAAUCGGGUAAUUUGGUUAUGUUGGGAGCACGGGCGGGCAAUUCUUCUGAAAUUGUUUGGGAAAGUUUCCAACAUCCGGAAGAUACAUGGCUGCCAGGGAUGAAGAUGUGGAAAGGAAUGAAACUCUCUUCUUGGAAGAGUUCUAGAGAUCCGGCACCUGGACCUUUCUCUUUCCAAAUGGAUCCUUCACCAGGAAAAACCCAAUACUUGCUGCUCUCUCACAACACUGUUCCGUACUGGUCUACCGGAGAGUGGAAUGGACAGUAUUUCGCAAAUAUGCCAGGAUUUGCCAGGGCGGAGUCUGGUGUUAAGGUGGAGUUUGUAACGCUUUCACCAUCAAGAAUGUACUGCACAUACACAGCCACUAGUAUGAUAAUGGAACGCGCAAUUUUGGAAAAGAAUGGUGAAUUGCGGGCGUACUUAAUGAUUCCAAAUAGUGAGUGGAUAAUAAAUCGAUUCACACCAAGGGAUCAAUGCAAUGUUUACGGUGUGUGUGGGGCUAAUGCAGCUUGCAAUGGCUAUGCAACGAUGAGUGCCUCUGCCAAUACCAGUGAUACGUGCACAUGUUUGCAGGGGUUCAGGCCCAAAAACAGCCGUGCUUGGGAUUCUGAGGAGUGGUGGUCAAGUGGUUGCGUUCGCCGAAGUCCAUUGCAAUGCUCUGUCACAAAUUCUACCGACGGUUUUUUGCAAGUAAAGGACAUGCAUUUAGCCAACGAUGAAGCAGUUCCAUAUAGCAAGGAGCAAACAUUGCAUGGAUGCCAACUUGCAUGCCUCAACAACUGCUCUUGCAUGGCCUUUUGGCUCAGUACCUCCUCUCCUCCUCUGUGUCAAUUGUGGUUUGGCGAUUUGAUGAAUGUGCGCAAUUCAUCCGGUGGUCAGUCGUUCUAUCUCCGCUUGGCUGCUUCUGAGUUACGAGAUUCGGCAUCCAAGCAAAGAAAUAGAUCCUCUCAUGGCCUUAUUAGAAUUUUGCUUCCUGGGGUCGCCGCGGGUCUUGUUCUUUUUCUGGCCGUGUUUAUUAUGUGGAAACGUGGAAGAAUGGUUAAGGAGACCACCGAGAUCGAGGAUGACGUCCCCACGUCGCUCAGAACAUUCACUUUCCGAAAGUUGCAGGUUGCAACUAAGAAUUUCAGGCAUAAGCUGGGAAGUGGAUCAUUCGGCUCUGUGUUCAAAGGAACUCUACCAGACAACACUCUGGUCGCUGUCAAAAAAUUAGGGGGUUUAGCGCAAGCAGAAAAGCAAUUCCGUGCAGAAAUAAGCACCAUUGGUAAAAUACAGCACGUGAAUCUGGUUAGGCUAUGGGGAUUUUGUGCAGAGGGAUCUCGAAGGCUACUCGUUUAUGAGUACAUGCCCAACGGCUCUCUUGCCUCCUUCCUGUUCCGCAGUAAAGACGGAGAAGUGCAAGGGAAGUUAUUGAACUGGAAAACCAGAUAUCAGAUAGCGUUGGGCACUGCACGAGGAUUAGCUUAUCUCCACGAGGAAUGCGCAGAUCGUAUCAUUCACUGUGAUAUUAAGCCAGAAAACAUUCUCCUUGAUGCCCAGUUUUGUCCCAAAGUAGCUGAUUUUGGGUUGGCAAAGCUGGUGGGUAGAGAUUUCAGCCGCGUACUGACCACCACGAGAGGCACGAGAGGUUAUUUGGCUCCAGAGUGGAUCUCCGGUCUUCCCAUCACUCCCAAGGCGGACGUAUAUAGUUUUGGCAUGACACUGCUGGAGAUAAUAUCAGGGCGAAGGAAUGUCGACCUGAAUGCGCAAGACUCCAACUGCUACUACUUCCCUCCCUGGGCCGCCGAUCAAAUCCAUAGCGGAAACGUGAUGGCUAUUGUCGAUGAGAGGAUAUCGGGAGAGGCAGAUGGUGAAGAGGUGAGAAGGGCUGUUACAGCUAGCAUAUUGUGAAUUCAAAGAGACGAGAAUGUUAGGCCAAGCAUGGCUCAAGUCUUGCAAAUACUCCAAGGGACAAUGGACACCAACGCACCACAAUUUCAGACGUCUCUCGAUAGUCUUCGAGAUCAUCAUGAAGGCGAGGGAGAUAGCGAUCUGAUUUAACGUUUAGUUAUUUUCUACAAAGUUUUUCUCUCUCUAUAUUGGGUAAUGGGUUGUCAUAGUAAUUGUACCUAAAACUAGAAAUUAGUCACGUUAAUGGCAUCUAUCUAGAUUGAUUAGCAGAAAUGAGUAAUGGAACUUAUUUCAAUAUCUCUAU
This is a messenger RNA of Cryptomeria japonica (Japanese cedar), 2703 nucleotides long. Its product is annotated as G-type lectin S-receptor-like serine/threonine-protein kinase At2g19130. The transcript has a single exon. Bases 105 to 2399 code for a protein of 764 amino acids. The record is from RefSeq and is a predicted model, not a curated record. Gene Ontology annotation, biological process: protein phosphorylation; recognition of pollen. NCBI's taxonomy places the organism in Eukaryota, Viridiplantae, Streptophyta, Pinopsida, Cupressales, Cupressaceae. Gene Ontology annotation, molecular function: protein serine/threonine kinase activity; ATP binding.